GGAGAAGAGAGGCUGACAGAGAGGAGAGUGAGCAAGAAGAGAGAGAAUUAGAGAGAGGGAGCCAACAAGAGUACGAGAGGGAGAGUGAGAAUAUAAGAGAGAGAGAAUAGGAGGGAGGGAGGGAGAGAGUGAGUGCCUGGAACACAAUUUCACACACAUUCACACACACAGGGAGACGGAUCUCUGCUGCAGCUCCCUGCUGGAUUUAGUGGAUUCACAACCUCUUCCCUUUCACUUGUGGUUGGGUCACGUCACAGGAGAGCGAGCCAACGUGCCCUAGGGGUCCCGGGGAAUGGAGGACAGUAUGUGACCGGUGCCUAACUAGCCGCUCCGCUUCACUGUCGGCAACAUGCAUCACCUUCACCGGAUGAUGGCUUUGUGCUUAUGGUGCUCUCUCCUCGCCAUUCUUCUCCACACGACAGUGUUUGCGGAUGAAGAGGCGGAUCUUACGAAGCCGACAGGACCGCCUGCCAGUAAGGGAUGGUCCAGUUGGCUAGGCUCGUACAUGCCAAAGCAGCCCAGCUUGUCCAGGAUCCCAUCACUCCCGGCGGCGCCGUCGUUUCCGUUUUCUUCGCUCAACCCGUUUGGAGGGAAGUCACAGACUAAGAAUGCAGGGCCCCAAAGGACCACACCAUCAGAGGGACCAACAAAGGAACUGUCAAAGGGACUGAUAGAGAGACCAACAGAGGGACCAACAGAGGGACCAACAAAGGAACCAACAGGGGGACCAACAGAGAGACCAACAGAGGGACCAACAGAGGGACCGACAGAGGAACUGUCAAAGGGACCAACAGAGGAACUGUCAAAGGGACCAACAAAGGAACUGUCAAAGGGACCAACAGAGGAACUGUCAAAGGGACCAACAAAGGAACUGUCAAAGGGACUGAUAGAGAGACCGACAGAGGGACCAACAGAGGGACCAACAGAGGGACCAACGGAGCCUGAGAAUUCACCGGGACAUUCAGGGUCUGUGGAGGAGAGUAUUAAUAAAAGCCCUCAGUCCUCCACCAUCACCUCUUGGACUGAAGGUCACCCGAGCUCCACUGAGAUAAGAACCGUAACAAACCCACAGACAGUCACUCCUAACAAGAACACACAACCAAACACCCAAGAUAUCUUAGAUUCUAUAACCGCUGUCUUAGAUUCCAUAUCCUCUAUUUAUAUGUCACAGGGGGUUGAUAUAUCCUCCGAUAGUCUCACCAGCACAAACAUACUGCCAAAGACAAUAACACACGGAUACCUGUCAACAGAAACGUCCCAAACGCCAAAGCACAGUUGGAGUGUCACCACUAAAUCUUUCCCCAAGGAAACGAAGAUCCAAGAUGAACUAGUUCCCCAGGGUGACCCUCUCACAGCCUCUGUCCCACACCUAACGUCCCCACAAACCACAGUCCCCACAACCCUGGUCACAACUCCACCAAGGAUCACCGUCAACCUAACACAGGUAGAGACCACACUGACCAGACAACCCUUUGACUCUGGCACCCCACCCACUUCUCCACAAACCAGGGUCACCACAAGACGUCUGGCCUCGACCGUAAGCACCGACAUUGGAACUAAAGAGGCCCCGGUCACCGAAACUCAUUCCAGUCAGAGUUCACCAGACCUGGGUGUUUCCGAGGCCAAAGCAGGGCCUGUGGAGGAACGACUGGGAGCAAACACCACCACCAGGACAGACGAUAGAACACUAAGGGUUAACUCACCAACACCCGGAGGUAACCUUCCUGAUCCUGAAGACUGGCUGUCCGACCCAACGGGCAGUGAAACCACCUACCUCCCAGACUGCAAUCAGGAACGUUCGGGAAUCUGCAACAUCUCCGACACCUGGGCACCGCCCACCACCUCUGACGUCCUCCCCACCGCCAACACCCCCUCCACCAACCAAUCAAAUAACCCCUUCCUGAUUCCGGCCCGGCCCAUGUUCGUAUCCCUGCAUUCUGAUUGGAACAGCGCCAUGGCCGCCUGGGGGUUAGCCUGGGAUGCACACGUGUACGGUCUGGGCUCCAUCUUCGCCAUGGUGACCCUGGCCUCGGCGCUCAACCUGCUGUGCCUGCCCCUGCGCUGCCCUUCCGGCUGUGGCUACUUCGCCCUGGUCAGUGUCUUCCUCCUGGCUGCAGGGUGUACCAGGGCUUUCUCCCUCCUCUAUGAUGCCUACGGCCACCAGGACCGGCUGCCCUCCACCGAGGCCUCCCUGCUGCUCUACGAAGCCCCGUUCCCCUGCCUGACUGCAGCCUUCGGCCUGGUCUUCCUGCUCCUCUCUAUGCGCUCCAGGAUGCAGCUAUCCUACUCAGCCUUCCAGAGACCCUGUUUCCUGGCCUGUCUGGUGUUGCUGCACUUCGCAGCAGCUUUUGGUCCUGUAGCACUGCUGAGGCUCUACCAGAGGAGGGCACCCUUCUGCCUCUUCAUCUCGCUCAUCUCCCGGGGAACGUUUGUGGCGCUGGUUUCUUUUCUAUCGGUCGCCUAUUUUGUGUUUUUCUGCUACGUACGGGCGGACUCAAAGCAUAUUUACCACCUGAAUAACACCUCGCCCACGCCAGCUGAGCGAUACAACCGCUGUCCAUUCGCAGAGAGCAGGGACUGGGACCGUGCGGCUGCGACAGUGUGCCUUUCGGCUCUGUUCUGCCUGGCAUGCGCCGGGCUGCAGCUGUACGCCAUGCUCCACUCUCUGGGGCUCGCCGGAGGAGCAGAUGUGUUCCGCCCCUGGCCUUGGUGGACCUUCCAGCUCAGCUGCAGGGUUUGUGAGGCCGGAGUUUGUCUCACCUUAGCCCUGGUGGUGGCCCAGCCAAUCUACUGCUCUGACCACCUUCCCCAGCCUGGAAGCUGCUGGACGGAGCUGCUGGCGAUCAAGUCGCCCAUUAUGCCGGGAACCUACCAGUGGACCCUGAGCCAGCAGGAGAAGCUGGCCAUCUGCGACAUUGGGCACGGGGAGACAGAGUGCCUGCCCCUCUACACGCUGAUGGAUGAAAGGCUAGGCAGCAGCUUGAACGGCCUGGACCUCCUGUACCACAGCAACCGGGCCUUGGCUUACAGAGACCUGGACCUAAAUUUGGAUCUGCCUGGCUCCAGCAAGCCCGAGGACAGGUGUGGUGGAGAGGUGUCCGGGGGUUCCUCCUUCACCAGCGACUCCACGGCUGACCUGCGGCCGCCAUCGCCCAUCAACCUGCGCCGUAGUAUUGAUGAGGCGCUCUUCAGCGAGGACCUCUUUCCCAUAAGCCUCUUCAGACCGUCCAUACCCUUUUGCUGCAGUGACCUGUCACUCAACAUCCCCUACUCCACGUCCACCCUGCCCAAUGGUGGCCAGGUGCUUCGAGAGACCCUCUCAGCUGACCCAGGCCUGUACCGGACGACCUCCUGCGUGGAGAUGGCCCCUCCUCCCCCAACCCCUCUAACAAACCGACCUAUGGCAGGCGACACCAUCCUGGGUGCUCCACCAUCUCCCUCCCUGUCCUCCAACUCCUCUUCCCCAGAACGCUGGAGGGGAAGUUCUUCCUCCUGCUCCCUGUACAGACCCUCAUUAGAGGGGUCCUCUCUGGUCCUCUGUUCCAGCCCAGAGGGGCACGCCCAACCCUCAUCCCUAGGCGGCAGCUCAAACCGCAUUACAGCCUCCAGCCACCAGGGCUCACACAUGCAGAGAUACUAUCGCACACUGGGGUCAGCCUCACAGGAGAGUCUUGACCUAGAGUCUGAAGCGGACCGGUCCGUACAAGAGGAGUUCAUCAAUGUCUGCAGACAGAUUGAUGCGAUGAGCAUCUGCAGUGAGACAAUUGACCUGUAGGCAGAGCUCUCAACAGUCAAGGGCUAAAGGCUGAGGACUGGACUGAAAUAAGGUGUUGUGAAGAAGGAUUCAAGAUGGCGUCACAAUCUGUAAGGAGCAACGAGUGGUUUGAUUCAUCAGGCUAGCCUUCAUUGUCAAGAAAGGUAAAACAGUGCUUAAAUGAACUGAGGGUUUGUUUGAGAAUGUUGACAAGAGUCUUAAGUGCCACAGAAUGCCACAUGCCAAGGAGAAAUUUGUGACAUUUUUUUCCACAUUUGCUAUUGGAUGAUGAAGUUUGAUACGUUAAUAAAAGUUGCGUUUUCCUGUGCAUUUCAAGAGGGGCACAGGAAUGCAAAAUACAUUUGUAGAAAACGUUUUGCAUUCAAAUAAAUAAUACUGUGAUUGAAAUAAGCACUUAAUAAACGACUACUGAAAUCAUGUUUUAAUAUUUUAACAUACUCUUAUCCAGAUUGUGAGUGCAUACAUUCUCAUACUUUUUCCCCUUCUCCAUACUGGUCCCCUGUGGGAAUCAAACCCUGGUGUUGCCAGCACCAUGCUCUACCAACUGAGCUACACGGGACUGAUAAAACAAAUGUACUUUUCAUAGAGUAAGAUUGUUAUUCAAUGCCAAGUUGUUUCAAUUCAGUAAAAUAUCAUUGUGUUUGUGAGCCUCUACAUGAAGAAUUAGACAUGUUAGAGAUGUGCUUUAAGAUCCAUCCAAUAAAGGAAAGCUUGAUUUGAACUAAAGGCAACAUUUAGCGGAGCAGCAGUGAACUAUACUGGUAGGAUAGCACCGAUACUAUUGUGCUUUAACUUCGGACUGACACACAGUACAUUUUAUAUGAGCCGCUUGAUAUUUUAUUAAUGUUAAAAAAAUACUUUACUCAAAACAUGAUUAAAUAAAGAGAAAUGUCAACA
Molecule: messenger RNA, 4672 nt
Organism: Oncorhynchus nerka (sockeye salmon)
Lineage: Eukaryota; Metazoa; Chordata; Actinopteri; Salmoniformes; Salmonidae
Product: proline-rich transmembrane protein 4-like
Exons: 3
Coding region: 350-3775 (1141 amino acids)
Source: RefSeq, a predicted model, not a curated record